Messenger RNA from Juglans regia (Persian walnut), 911 nucleotides. RefSeq lists its product as uncharacterized. The coding region runs from base 1 to 891 and encodes 296 amino acids. The transcript has 3 exons. The record is from RefSeq and is a predicted model, not a curated record. NCBI's taxonomy places the organism in Eukaryota, Viridiplantae, Streptophyta, Magnoliopsida, Fagales, Juglandaceae.
AUGAAACUGAAUGUAAAGAAGAAAACUUUCCUAAUGGAGCAAGUCAGUGCAUUGAUAUUGAGCGAGACUCCUCAAAAGUUCAUAGAUCCUGGCUCUCCCAACAUUUCCAUUAUGAUCGGUGAAUCACGCAUUGAGAGGGCUUUACUUGAUUUGGAGAGUAGUGUGAACUUGCUACCAUUUUCAGUGUAUAAGCAGUUGGGAUUGGGUGAGCUGAAAAAGACCUUCAUUAUGCUACAGUUGGCUGACAGAUCAGUUAAGGAGCCGAGAGAUAGCACUUUCCCUGUAGUGAUUUUCUCAAAGUUAAAUCAGAAGGAUGAAGCUCAGUUCAUUGAAGUCCUAAGAAAGCAUCGAAGCGCAAUUGUUUGGACAAUAGCCGACAUCAAAGGUAUUGAAGCUGCUGUUUGUACCCACAUAAUCCAUCUUGAAGAUGAUGCUAGACCGGUUCAUGAUGCUCAACGUAGGCUCAAUCCUACCAUGAAGGAAGUUUUCAAAGAUGAAGUGUUUAAGCUGCUCACAGUGGGUAUCAUUUACCCCAUCUCAGAUACUAAGAAAGAUGCAAAACCACGCUUGAUUCGUUGGAUUUUACUACUUCAAGAGUUCAACAUCAACAUUAAGGACAAGAAAGGAGUUGAAAACGUGGUAGCUGACCACCUCUCUAGAUUGUCAUCAUCCUCCUCUUCAAAUGUCAGCCUUCCUCUUGAUGAUAGUUUCCCGGAUGAACAGUUGUUUGUGAUUAAUAAAGCUCCCUGGUAUGUUGACAUAGUCAACAAUCUGGUGACUGAGCGAAUGCCUUCUGAAUGGUCCACCCAAGAUAAGCAUCGAUUUCUAUCUGAGGUACAACACUUUUCUUUGAUGAUCCAUACAUUUUCAAAUAUUGUUCGGACCAAUUAAUUCGAAGAUGCAUUCUUGAU